AUGGGUGAAAUUGUUUUGCCUGUAGCAUCAAGUGGAAUUGCGUCCCUAUUUCUUCCAAAAGGUCGAACCGCCCAUUCAAGGUUCGGGCUUCCACUCAAUGUUUGUGAAAACUCUACGUGUGUAGCUAUUAGGCCUGGUUCUGACUUAGCUGCAUUGCUCAUGAGAACAAAGCUAAUUAUCUGGGAUGAAGCACCAAUGAUGCACAAAUAUUGCUUUGAAGCACUUGAUAGGAGUUUAAAGGACAUUAUGCAAGUUGUUGAUCGAGAUAAUUUGCAUCGACCAUUUGGAGGUAAAGUUGUUGUCUUUGUUGGUGAUUUAAGACAGAUUCUGCCUGUUAUACCCAAGGGUACAAGGCAAGAUAUAGUAUUUGCGACCUUAAACUCUUUGUUUCUAUGGGAUUCAUGUAAGGUUUCGAAGCUUACACGCAAUAUGAGACUUCAAUCAUGUUCUUCUUCGUCUACCGCUAAUGAAAUAAGGGAGUUCUUAGAAUGGAAACGGAGCGUUGGUGAUGGCAGAGCUGGAGGGCCCAAUGAUGGAGAAGUCGAUAUUGAAAUCACUGAAGAUAUUCUUAUAGACGGUGGAGAUGUCCCCAUAUCAUCGAUUGUCGACAGCACAUACCCUUCACUCACUGAUCACCUUUGGGAAGCCAAAUACUUCCAAGAAAGAGCAAUUCUAGCUCCAACUAAUGAAAUAGUUGAGAAGGUAAAUGAUCAUGUGUUGUCCACAAUUACAGGUGAUGAGAAAAUUUACUUGAGUUGUGAUGCAAUUAGUAAAGAUGAAGGGAACUUAAGGGCUCAUGAUAUAUAUUCUACUGAAUUCUUAAACACAAUAAAGUGCUCGGGCCUGCCAAAUCAUAGUAUUAAGUUAAAGUUGGUGCGCAUAUCAUGUUGCUUCGUAAUAUUGAUCAGACAUUUGGAUUGUGUAACGGCACGAGGCUGGUAG
Messenger RNA from Beta vulgaris subsp. vulgaris (sugar beet), 942 nucleotides. RefSeq lists its product as uncharacterized. Gene Ontology annotation, biological process: DNA repair; telomere maintenance. The record is from RefSeq and is a predicted model, not a curated record. NCBI's taxonomy places the organism in Eukaryota, Viridiplantae, Streptophyta, Magnoliopsida, Caryophyllales, Amaranthaceae. The transcript has a single exon. Gene Ontology annotation, molecular function: DNA helicase activity. Bases 1 to 942 code for a protein of 313 amino acids.